CACAUUGCAUUUCCUAACGCUCAAUAUUUCUCUUGUAAUAUCUCUCUCUCUCUCUCUUUCUCCAUCUCAGUGAUUGCAGACUCAAAUCCGAGAUUUCAUAGGAAUUGUUUGUUUCGUUUUGAUUUUGAUCUUAAAUUGGAGGAUUUGGAGUUUUUGUUCAAAAUGGCUGGGAUUUGCUGCGGUGUAGUUGGGGAGAGUGAAUCGGCGGCACCGGUGGAUUCGACUACUCGGACUUCUCUGAGACGGAGGUUAGAUCUACUUCCGUCGAUCAAGAUUGUCGCCAACUCCGCCGUUGCUCCUCCGCUGGAGAGCUGCCGUAAGCGGCAAAAACGUGAGACAGCACUGGCUCCGGGAAACAUAGAUCUGGCAUCGAAUGUGAGUAGCCUUCAUAGGAAGGUGGGGAAGGCGGGAUCAACGGUUACGAAUCCGGUUAAGAAUUCAAAUUUGAUUUCCAGUCCGGCGACGGAAGCAGAGAGCUGUUUCUUUUCCGACGUGCCUAGGAUCGGUACGACGUCGGUUUGUGGUAGGAGAAGAGACAUGGAAGACGCCGUGUCGAUUCAUCCUUCAUUACUUCAAAAAAACUCCGAGAAUCUCCAUUUCUACGGCGUGUUUGACGGCCAUGGCUGCUCUCAUGUUGCGGAGAAGUGCAGAGAGAGGUUGCAUGAGAUAGUGAAGCAGGAGGCUGAAGCUAUGGCCGCCGGUGAAUGGAAGGAAACGAUGGUAAAGAGCUUCCAGAAAAUGGACAAAGAAGUUAGCCACCGAGACUGCAAAGCAGUAGCUGCUCCUAAUGGUGCAAGUCGGAGCGUGAAAAGCUCCUGCAGAUGCGAAUUGCAAUCUCCUCAGUGCGACGCCGUCGGAUCCACCGCGGUUGUCUCCGUUGUCACGCCGGAGAAGAUCAUCGUCUCCAACUGUGGCGACUCUCGCGCCGUGCUCUGCCGUAACGGCGUAGCCAUCCCUCUCUCUUCAGAUCACAAGCCGGAUCGACCCGAUGAAUUGAAUCGGAUCCAGCAAGCGGGCGGGCGAGUCAUCUACUGGGACGGAGCUAGGGUUCUUGGAGUUCUCGCCAUGUCCAGAGCAAUUGGCGAUAAUUACUUGAAACCAUAUGUGAUCCCGGAUCCGGAGGUAACAGUGACGGAUCGAACAGAGGAGGACGAGUGCUUGAUCCUGGCGAGUGAUGGACUGUGGGACGUUGUGCCGAACGAGACGGCUUGCGGCGUGGCUCGCAUGUGCCUUCAAGGUGCUGCGGCGGCGGAAGGAGGAGACGACUCUGAUUCGGCGCACAACGCGUGCUCCGAUGCGGCGUUGCUCUUGACGAAGUUGGCUCUGGCUAGACAGAGCUCCGAUAACGUGAGCGUCGUCGUGGUUGACUUGAAAAAAAGGAGGAAUAUUCGGGUGUCUUAAUUAGCGUUUUAAUUACUACUAGUAUUAGAGAAAAUUGUUACAUAGCUAAUUGUAAUUUUUCCUUGAUUUUUUUUUCUACUUUGGUUUUUCUCUUGUUUUAAGUUUUUUUUUUAAGCUGCUCUUAAUUCAGGCUAGGGAAGAAAAAGAGCUGAUUAAAGAGUUACGUAUUCUCUCUUAUUUUUCCAUAUUAUUUUUUAGGCAAUAUUAUAUAUACGUGUAUUUUUUUCUUU
Molecule: messenger RNA, 1631 nt
Organism: Eutrema salsugineum
Lineage: Eukaryota; Viridiplantae; Streptophyta; Magnoliopsida; Brassicales; Brassicaceae
Product: protein phosphatase 2C 37
Exons: 4
Coding region: 163-1401 (412 amino acids)
Biological process (GO): protein dephosphorylation
Cellular component (GO): cytosol; nucleus
Molecular function (GO): protein serine/threonine phosphatase activity; cation binding
Source: RefSeq, a predicted model, not a curated record